AAAUCAGGGAGGAGUAUUGAGGAUUCACACCCCUCAAAAACCCUCAAUGAGCCGUUCUGCUGGGAGAUGUACUUGAAAGAGACUUCAGCCUCUCCCGCUUCCCCCAGCAGUUUCAGACAGUCCAGAGUCCCUCCCAGUAAUGAAUUUAAAGUUGGAAUGAAAGUGGAGGCACGUGACCCCAGGAAUUCCACCUCUGUGUGUAUCGCCACGGUGAUGGGGUUAAUGGGUGUGCGUCUGCGGCUCAGACUGGAUGGCAGUGAUGACACCAAUGACUUCUGGCGAUUGGUCGACUCCUCUGACAUUCAGCCAAUUGGCACGUGUGAGAAGAGUGGCGACAUGCUGCAGCCGCCGCUGGGGUUCAGAAUGAAUGCCUCUUCAUGGCCCAUGUUCCUGUUAAAAACAUUAAGUGGGGCACAGAUGCCUCCAGCCUCUGCCUUUAAAAAGGAGCCUUCCAAACCCUCCCAGAACUACUUCAAACCUGGUAUGAAACUGGAGGCGGUGGACAGAAAGAAUCCAUACCUCAUCUGUCCCGCUACCAUCGGAGAGGUGAGAGGGAGCGAGAUAUUCAUCACGUUCGAUGGUUGGAGGGGAGCGUUUGAUUACUGGUGCCAGUACGACUCCAGAGACAUCUUCCCCGUGGGCUGGUGCCAACUGACCAAUCACAGUCUACAGCCUCCUGGCAACUGCUUCACCUUCCUGAAGACUUUUAUUCCGAGAUUGGGCCAGUCCAGUCUGCCCCGGCGCUCCAUGCAGUCCCCGUACCGCCUGCCGCACCCCUUGCCACCUCUGCCCGUGCGCAAGGGGGUGCGAGGGAGGAGACCCAAGAGUCAGACCAUCGCCAUGCUGAAAGCAGCAGCCGAAGCUGCCGCAACUGCAGCCGCCAUGUCACAGGACGGCCAAACGCAGUCUAACCAAGCCAAGAGUCACAUGACCUCACUGCUCUCACCCAAACUUUAUAAAAAGAGAGGACCCAAACCCGGCAGCAAGAGGAAACCGAAGUUUCCUCAUUCACUCUCAAGCCCCACAUUGUCCUCUUCAGUGUCAGAUGGGAGACUGUCUAGUCUGCAGACGACAAGAGACUCGGGUGUCGUCUCCACCGUUUGCGUGUACGUAAAUAAACACGGAGAGUCGGGACCGCACCUGGAUCGCAAGCUGUUGUUGCAGCUGCCGGAUCAUUUUGGACCGGGCCCAGUGAACACGGUUCUGCAGCAUGCGGUCCAAGCCUGCGUGGACUGUGCGUUUCAGCCCAAAGCUCUGUUCAGCUUCCUGCAGUCUCAGUCUGACGGCGGGGAGAUCAUCAGAGUUCGCUCUGAUGGAGGAAUCCACUACGUCAAGCUCCCCACGGCCUCCAGUGCAUCGUUUGUUCUGCGCUUUCUAGAAACUCUGUGUCACCACCUGCAGUGUGACAACCUGUUCAGCAGCCAGCCCUUUAGUCCACUUACUAACACACAAACGUCCUACGACAGGAGCAAGUCAGUGAAAGAGGAGACAUCAGAAGGUUUGUCCGUAGCGAGGGGUACGAGACGAUUCAACAGAGAUUCAGCUUCCUACACCGCCGCUCUGUCACAGAAACUACACAGAACAGAAGCCGUACCCUCAGAAGACACUGUGGUACAUGCUGAAAAUGGUGCCAUCACAGACAAGCAGUUCUCAGAGGAGACGAUGGAUUCUACCUCUAAUUCUGUCGCCCCACGACCCUCUGCGCUACGGAGCACGUCUGAAUACCACAACCCAGCCGGGAGCAGUCAGCACUACCCCGCUCACCCUCCACCACUCCGCAGAUUCAGCUUCAACCCCUCUGAGCUGGGCUCCGCACGCACGAACAGACGAGUGGAAGGUAGGCUAUCUGCUAGCUCAACCACUGGUCCAGAUCAUCAGGUCGUGGAGAGGGAUAUAUCCAGAUCGUCCAGUAAGAGUCCGUCAUCUUGGAAUAUAGAGGAAGUGAUGCAGUUUGUGCAUGAUGCCGAUCCUCAGGCGCUGGGCCCGCAUGCAGAGCUCUUCAGGAAACACGAGAUUGACGGCAAAGCCUUGAUGCUUUUAAGGAGUGACAUGAUUAUGAAGUACAUGGGGCUGAAACUAGGCCCUGCCCUCAAGCUCUGCCAUCACAUUGAGAGACUCAAACAAGUGAAAUAGUAGUUGGAACUCCACCAGGGGGAAACACAGCAAAAACGCUGGUUACUCCAUUUUUGAGUUGAUACCAGAGACUUUACUGGAGAUACAUGGAUAUUUAUUACUAGUGCUGCGGGUCGAGGGUCCAACGUGCUUACACACUUUACGUGUAGUCCUGUAUUCCCAUUGGUCGAUACAGUGAAAAAGCUGACCUGAUCUUUAUUGUAGCCAAAACAACUUUUAACAUUGUGAGAUCUGAUGGACUCUAAAUUUGCUUGGACAUUGUGUACAAGAUUUAGGCAUGAUCACUGACUCUCUUCUAGAAGUCAUCUCUGAUACAAGUACAGUGUAAAACUGCAGCUACAGACCUCAGUACCUCAACUCAUCGGCAGGCUCUACGAAGUUCUGCGUUGACAGACAAUGGUGGAAAGCAGAAUCCAAAGGAUUACACUGUGUUGUUUAUAUAUUGUCUUACAUGCACAGACAACAUCACAAAUUAUGGGAAUACAUUUGAAUAGAGGUUUUUUGGAAAUUAACUACAAAUUGUUUUGGUGCCGUUCAAUUAAAUUUCAUCAUUCACCAUUUGGCAUAGUUCAUUCAUUUGAUUCAUUGGGUUGAUUUAAAAUCAAAGGUCAUCUUUUUUUCUGUGGUGUCUAUAUUAGAUUUGAAAUUCAUAAUCAUAUUCGUAUCAAAAUGCCCUGCUGUUCCAUAACAUUCAACAAAAUAAUACAAAUGUUCUUUUUAAGUGCUAUAAACCAACAGCGGUUUUGUUAUGGUCUAUAAUAGGCACCUAUUUUAAAAGCACAAACCUGUUUCUGACUCUUGAAAAUUACCUUUGCUGUUUAGCUCUCAAGAUGAAAAUUACUCAGGACACAUGUGUACUUCAUUUUCAUUUAUUAAUGUUAAAACUGAUUCAUUGGAGCGACCCCCAGGAACAUCCAGCAGUCCCACAUGUGUACUGUAUGUAGUUCUUUUUAUUUGUGUAUCAUAUAAAUGUGCAACUUUUUGGUUCAGUAUUCUAUCAUUCAGUGCAUUUUGUUUAUUUUUCUUAUGAUUAGAAACUGCCUUUUUGUAAGCACAUUUAGUCUGUUGUUUAUUUAAUUGAUAAUAUUCACAGAUUUUGUUACUGUGGAGGAUGGAGUCUUUUUUGAUGUAUACAUCCAUUUUUAGCUCCUAGAUACACUGUAUUUGCUUUGCUCUUUUACUCAGGUUAACAUAUAUUUUUUGUACUUAU
Xyrauchen texanus (razorback sucker) is the source of this 3343-nucleotide messenger RNA. Its product is annotated as polycomb protein SCMH1-like. Lineage: Eukaryota; Metazoa; Chordata; Actinopteri; Cypriniformes; Catostomidae. Gene Ontology annotation, cellular component: nucleus. Gene Ontology annotation, biological process: regulation of DNA-templated transcription. Gene Ontology annotation, molecular function: protein binding. The record is from RefSeq and is a predicted model, not a curated record.